AUGCAGUUUAUUUUAUUUUCAAUGAAGGGAGUAUUUAUUGCAGUAUUACUAAUAAGUGCCAUUAAUGGGUUUAUAGAGCAGUAUAAGCCAAACUCACCAAUAAUCGUCAUAAAAGAACUUAAAAAAUCAACCGUAACACUCUCAGACGCAAAAGUCUACUUAAGAAAGGACGAGUUCAGUAAAUGGAUGGAGCCAAAGGACUUCUACAGUAUGUCACAUGAUUACAGUUCAAGUAUCUCAGAUGACUACCACAGAGACAUAAAAGUAGAAAUGGCCGUAUUUGAAUCCCCAUCAAGAGAGUGGAAAGCACUGACUAAAGUGGGUGUAGAUGUAUAUACGUCUAAGAAUACACAGCAAGGGUCAAAAGUGAAUUUCUUAUGGACAUCAGCCCAUGAGAACUAUCACAUGUUCUUAUUUAGGGUGUUCAUAGACCCAAACCCGAAUGUAGAGGUGGGGAUAGAAGUGGUCAUAUAUGAGGGCAGACCAGAGGAUCCCAGUAUAUAUUCGCAUACUGAUUCUCAGAUAAGGAAUAAAGAGAAGAGGAUCGCUGAGUGUAUAAAUGUAUCUAAGGACAUAUUAGACCUACAGGAACUGGACCGGAUUGAUGAGCAGUCGUAUAAGCAAUUAACCAACGGGAUAUUUAAGAUAAUAUUACUUGCUGUAUUUUUAAAGAUAGGAGUAUUUAUUAGUUCAUUCCUUGUUAUUAACAGAAAAAUACAAAAUUUUUAUGUUGAUAAAAAAAUAAUUGUGAAAAAUUAA
Nematocida parisii ERTm1 is the source of this 759-nucleotide messenger RNA. RefSeq lists its product as uncharacterized. The coding region runs from base 1 to 759 and encodes 252 amino acids. The transcript has a single exon. The record is from RefSeq and is a predicted model, not a curated record. Lineage: Eukaryota; Fungi; Microsporidia.